AUGGCAACUUGGGCAUACCCCCCACUGCCCCCCGAUCAAGUCAAUCGGGAGGCCGAUAGUGCGCUGGCCCGUGAACUCGAAUGGCUCUUGCAAUCACUUCAAGAAUCCCUUGUUUCCCUUAAAGAAGGUCUUCAGGAGUGCGCGGCUCUAAUCGCACCCCAAGAACCAGGUUCCACUCUGGUUUUAUCAUCGCUACGGUCAGAAUAUGUCAAGGGCUUCGUGACUCGCCUCGGCACGCAGGUGGUCAAAGGGGAUAUCCAGCUUCGUCUUCCCUCUUUACCUCCUCCACGUGGCAGUCCUAGUACCCGGUUAACCCUGUCGCAAUCCCCCGAAGCUCCUAGCUUGGUUCUGCAGCAGCUAGUGUCAGUGCGAAACCUAGUCAAUCAGAGCUUGGACAUUGUGGAUGUGAGCACAUAUACGGGGAAUCCGCUCGAUGCAACAUUUAUCUUUAGCCAGCUGCAUCUUCUACAUGAGACAAUCAGCGAGGCACGACAAAUGCUGAAGGGGGAUGGGGACGUGCGAGGCAAUUGGUGGGAUACCAGUGCUAGUGACAACAUGUUCGAUCCUCCGCCGCCGCCCUAUGUUUCAUUCCACCUUUCUAUUGCAGAUUCCGCGCUUGUUCUUCUCCUGCGCACAUUGGAGAGCACCACAGUAACGCAAACUCCGUCAGCUUUUGCCACAGAUAUUUCCUUGACGGGAUUCUCCUUGCGAGAUCGGAUAUUUGGGAGCCAUAAACGUGCGCAUGAUGAGGCUGGGGACGUGUUCAUGUGGCACGGAGAAGAAGUGCGUGUCCGGGAAAAGGUUCGGGUGGAAAGCCAGGACCCUAGCUUGAUGGCAGUUAUGGCCAAACUGACAGCCUUGGAGCACGAAGUGAUGCGGUGGGUGACCGCGUUGCGAGUUCUCAUGGGUAACGAAGAUACGGACUCUGGAGAGUGA
Molecule: messenger RNA, 936 nt
Organism: Penicillium verhagenii
Lineage: Eukaryota; Fungi; Ascomycota; Eurotiomycetes; Eurotiales; Aspergillaceae
Exons: 4
Coding region: 1-936 (311 amino acids)
Cellular component (GO): RAVE complex
Source: RefSeq, a predicted model, not a curated record